Molecule: messenger RNA, 1152 nt
Organism: Exophiala spinifera
Lineage: Eukaryota; Fungi; Ascomycota; Eurotiomycetes; Chaetothyriales; Herpotrichiellaceae
Exons: 5
Coding region: 1-1152 (383 amino acids)
Molecular function (GO): O-methyltransferase activity
Source: RefSeq, a predicted model, not a curated record
AUGGACGCCAUCAUCACUCAGAUCUCGUCUCUGGCCAAAGAUGCCGACGAUGUUGGCCGGCAAGCUAUAUUGAAGGCUCUUCAACAGCUUCAGGCUCAGCUGGAGAGCCCGGUCGAGGUGUUUCUGAAGCUGUACAAUGCGUCAAUCCAAGUCAAUGUGGUUUAUGUUGCCGUCCAACUGGGACUGUUCAAACACAUUGCGGAAGAUGCCUCGUCGCCAGUGAGCGUGGCUCAGAUCGCUGAAAGGUCGAGUGCAUCUCCUGAACUACUUCGAAGGCUGCUUCGUUAUCUAGCCUCGUUCGGGUUCAUCUCCAACCCAGCAGAAGAUCAAUACCAGGCCACCAAGAUAACGCAUUUCCUCGCCAGUCCCUUGGCUGAUGCGGGUAUGAUACAUUGUGUCGACACUUGUGGCCCUGCAACUAGUGCCCUGCCGGCGUUCCUUGCGGAAAACUCGUAUGCAGACAUCUCCUCAAACACCAACACGCCUUUUCAGAAGGGGCACAAUACGGAACUUGGCGCUUUCGAAUGGCUUGCAAAGCAUCCCAAGAAUUUCAAUGCCCUGCAAUUUACCAUGACAGCCCUCCAAAAUGCAGACUGGCUCAAGGACCUGAGCGUGCUUGACCAAGCGGUACAACAAGCCAGAGAUGGUUCUGAAAGACCAUUCUUCGUCGACGUCGGUGGCGGCCACGGUCAUCAGUGCAAACAGCUUCUGGAGAAGUAUCCCAGCCUCCAGGGAUCAGUUGUCCUGCAGGACCUUCCUGAGGCUGUGGACAAGUUGGCACCCAUACAGGGGGUCAAGGCCAUGGCGCAGAAUUUCUUCGAAAAACAGUCUGUCCAAGGAGCGCGUUUCUAUUACCUUCGUCGGAUCAUGCACGACUGGCCGGAUGAUGACUGCGUGACCAUCCUCUCCAAAUUGGUCGAAGCAAUGGACAGCGACUCGCAGAUACUGGCGGAUGAAGUGUUUCUGACAGACGUAAAUGUGCCAUGGCCAGCUUCGACGCAGGACAUCUCGAUGAACAUCCUCUUCGGAGGCAAGGAGCGAACACGGAGGGAAUGGGCGAGUCUGAUGGAGAAGUCGGGCUUAAAGUUGGUGGAUGUUCGCACAUACAACCCUUCAACUUGUGCUGCCAUCCUUGUACUGGAAAAGGUGUGA